This is a messenger RNA of Entelurus aequoreus (snake pipefish), 4667 nucleotides long. It is a transcript of the gene abcg4a, whose product is annotated as ATP-binding cassette, sub-family G (WHITE), member 4a. Gene Ontology annotation, molecular function: ATP hydrolysis activity; ATP binding; ABC-type transporter activity. The transcript has 15 exons. The record is from RefSeq and is a predicted model, not a curated record. Gene Ontology annotation, cellular component: plasma membrane. Bases 1721 to 3637 code for a protein of 638 amino acids. NCBI's taxonomy places the organism in Eukaryota, Metazoa, Chordata, Actinopteri, Syngnathiformes, Syngnathidae.
UUGAGAAAUGACCACAAAUCAACAUCACAACUUGACAUUGAAUAAACGUUGUCCAAAAGCAUGUUGUUUCAACGUUGUAUUUGUGUUGUCAAAUAUUGGUUGGGAAAUGACCAAAGUUCAAUGGUCAAAUCAACAUCAGAACCCAACAUUGUCAAAAAAGCUUGUUGUUCCAAUGUUAGGUUUGAGUUGCUCAACGUCAGGUUAACAAGUUCUCAACAUUGUUUUAAUGUCUUGCACCUGCUGGGGUAUUAAAGUCCACCUAUUGUAAAAAAUGAUUUCAAAAAGGGCUUCCAAUGACCCCAAAAACGCCUUCCAUCCAUCCAUAUUCUACCGCUUGUCCCUUUCGGGGUCGCAGGGGGUGCUGGAGCCUAUCUCAGCAAUUCAUUAAAUAAACUUGUUGCUUCUAUUAAUUAUAUAAUAUUCAGUUAAGAACUGCAGCUAUGCAGUAUCAAUUUUUGUACGUUAAAAAUUAAAUACUGGGGAAAGGGAAGUCUGGGCUUCCCUGCUUAGGCUGCUGCCGCCGCGACCCGACCUCAGGUAAGCGGAAGAAGAUGGAUGGAUGGAUGGAUGGAUUCAUCAAGAAAAAUGACGUAUGUUAUUAUUUCCAUGAAAUGCUGUACCUGCUAUCUCUCUCCAUCAGGUUUUUUUUUUUAUAAACCCUGAAGUAAACAAACAUGCAAUGUGUAAUUAAAAUGUGUUUGUACUCUGCACUAACAGGACACAACACAUAGAAAGUCAUUAGUGAAAAAUGUCACAGCAAAGUUUCUUAUAGGCCUUCUCAUUAGGUACACCUGCACAAUCAAUGAUUCUGCCUUUGCAAGAAUAAUAAUGCUAGCUAUACAUAUAGCUGGCACAGGUGUGCAUUGCUCCAACGGGGAGGAUACGAGAAGACAGGUGCGGUGUUCUAAAAAGGCGCCUCGGUUUCCUCUCCGGGGUGAUGUAAGGCACGUCGGGCCCACUUGAACGCGAGUAACCCCGCCUGCUUUACCGAAAAUAACCCAGCGACUGCAGCAUCAGCACCGAUCAGCUGCGCAGGUGCGGUCGUUAAAGAGACAGCGGGAUUCAAACCCGAAUCAAGACGUGCGAUUCGGAAUAUUCAGAUGCGUUUGAUCACGUGUUUAAAAUGAGCGCCAACGAGGACGCCACGUUGAUGAGCAGCCUCGCAUUGCAGUGCAUUUAAUUGACUCCCACAUGGUAAUAAGCAAAAUAUUUAUGUUUUUUUUCUUCCCUCCCUUCUUCCUGGCUUCUCCAAUCGCAUCCCGGCUGCAACGCCCUGCAACGUCCCUGGCCGCCGUGCAUGCGCGCGCACAAGCACCCACCUCACGCGCGCGCCGGGCUAUACUGUUGCAGCAUCACUGUGUGUACAUGCUCCUCAUCCCUCAGCAUCAGCACCCUCCUCUUCCUCCUCUUCCCUCGGACGGAUGCCAUGAACACGAGUGGGGUGCAUCUGGACGUGAUUUUAGUCCCGGGAGUAGCAGAGGAUGCAGGAUGAUGAUGAUGAGGAUGAUGAUGACAUGAUGAGCGGCAGCCGCACCCCAGGAGAUAUUUUGACCAAAGAAGAAUCCUUCCUCUUUUUUCUUUGCUCCGAUUUGGAUUGUGUUGGUCUUGGACACACUGGGCCGGUUGCUUGGAGCGUCUGAUGUGCCGGGAUUGUGUUGUUUUACCCCCAGUGGACCGCUGCUAUAUCCCAUCCUGACCCAUUUCAACACACAACAAUAACAUGGCGGAGAAGACGUUGGAGCAAGGCUCCGUCAGCAUCCCCAUGGAGGAGACCAAACUGCACAGUGGGGCACCCCAAGAGGCGCCCCUGCUCACCCACCUGAAGAAAGUGGAGAAUCACAUCACCGAGGCGCAGCGCUUCUCCCACCUCCCGCGGCGCUCCGCUGUGGACCUGGAGUUCAACGAACUGUCCUACACUAUUCGCGAGGGUCACUGGUGGAGAAGGAGAGGUUACAAAGCCCUCCUCAAGUGUCUUUCUGGGAGAUUUAACAGCAGAGAGCUUAUUGGCAUCAUGGGGCCUUCUGGGGCCGGGAAGUCCACCCUGAUGAACAUCCUGGCAGGAUACAGGGAGACAGGAAUGAAGGGACAAAUUCUGGUAAACGGCCGCCCGAGAGACCUGCGGACCUUCCGAAAGAUGUCCUGCUACAUCAUGCAGGAUGACAUGCUGCUGCCCCACCUCUCGACCAGGGAGGCCAUGAUGGUCUCUGCCAAUCUGAAACUCAAUGAGAGCAUGCAGGUCAAAAAAGAACUUGUGCAUGAGAUACUGACUGCUCUCGGGCUUCUGGACUGUGCUCAAACACGUACCAACUCCCUUUCGGGGGGUCAAUGCAAAAGACUCGCCAUUGCCCUUGAGCUGGUCAACAACCCCCCUGUCAUGUUCUUCGAUGAGCCCACCAGUGGCCUGGACAGCGCGUCUUGCUUCCAGGUGGUUUCUCUCAUGAAGUCUCUGGCCCAAGGAGGGCGGACAAUCAUCUGUACCAUUCAUCAGCCUAGUGCCAAGCUCUUUGAGAUGUUUGAUAAGUUGUACAUCCUCAGCCAAGGACAAUGCAUCUACAAGGGAACAGUCCCUUACCUUAUCCCGUAUCUGAAGAACCUGGGCCUGCACUGCCCAACAUAUCACAAUCCUGCUGAUUUCAUCAUUGAGGUGGCAUCAGGAGAGUACGGAGACUUGAACCCGGUGCUGUUUGAGGCGGUCCAGGGAGGACUGUGCUCCGAGGAGGGCAAGAAGAACUCGAGAGACUCCUGUCACUCUCAGUGCUACAGUGACACAGGGACCCUUGAGAAACGUAGCUUUGCCACCAGUACAUUCACACAGUUCUGCAUCCUAUUCAAAAGAACCUUCAUUACAAUCUGCAGAGAUACGGUGCUGACCCACCUCAGAGUGAUGUCCCAUCUGGCGAUCGGAGUGCUCAUCGGUCUGCUUUAUCUCAAAAUCGGCAACGACGCCAGUAAAGUUUUCAACAACACGGGUUUCCUCUUCUUCUCCAUGCUCUUCCUCAUGUUUGCCGCCCUGAUGCCCACUGUUCUAACUUUUCCUCUGGAGUUGCCUGUGUUUCUAAGGGAACACCUCAACUACUGGUACAGCCUGAAGGCCUACUACUUGGCAAAAACAAUGGCGGACAUACCAUUCCAGGUGAUUUGUCCAAUCAUGUACUGCAGUAUUGUGUACUGGAUGACUGAACAGCCUGCAGAGGCCAGUCGCUAUCUGCUCUUCGUGGCUUUGUCCACAUCCACAGCCCUGGUAGCCCAGUCUCUGGGGUUGCUUAUUGGCGCUGCAUCCACAUCACUGCAGGUAGCGACAUUUGUAGGUCCGGUAACAGCCAUACCUGUGCUGCUCUUCUCUGGCUUCUUUGUGAAUUUUGACACCAUUCCCAAAUAUCUACAGUGGAGCUCCUAUGUCUCUUACGUCAGGUAUGGAUUUGAAGGUGUGAUACUGUCCAUCUACGGGAUGAACCGCACUGAGCUGGAGUGUCCGGGUCUGGUGUGUAAAUUCCAAAAGCCAGAGGAGGUCCUGCAACUGUUGGAUGUGGAGGAUGCAAAGCUCUACGUGGACUUCAUGGUGCUGGGGGUGUUCUUCGUGGUUCUCAGACUGGCCACUUACCUGGUCCUGCGGUACAAAGUCAAGUCCGAGCGUUGAGCAGAUCAUCGUAAAUAUAAGUUCAACAUUGCCCAUAAAACUGCUUGUUAUUUCAUGAAAACACUUCUACUCUUAGUUAUUUCUUUGUUUCUGCAAUCAUUGGAUACUGAUCACACAUGAACAAUGACUAAAGAUACAUAAAGCAUGUUUAUUUAGUGGACCAGGAACGUGUGCUAGUUUCCUCCAGGAAACCAUCUUGGUGCAGGAAUGUGUCAGUUCUUGUUUCUCCUCAAUGCCUACAUAAUAGUCCCGGGUUGGGGUGCAUUAGACAGCACCCAUCCCGAUGCCCAGAUUUCAAGAAGAAUACAUUCCAGAGAAAGUGGAAACUAUAAGUGCCAGAACUUUUGUCAGCUUCUCGCUUUCCUUAAAGAGAUUCUGGCUUUUACGCAAUCCUGACAUACCCACUGCCACUGGAUGACUUUCCAUAUCAGGGAUGGACCCUUUCUGCAGGCCUUGUGGCACACCACGAACAUGGCAGUCGGAUGCGGAUGAAGAACUUGUCAUCAUCACAGACUUGUCUGGAAUAAUCAUUUUGCUGCCCGGACUUUGACUCUGAACCUGCUGUUUGUUGAGGACAUGGAGCAUAAUGUGAAAACAGGCAUGACUGCUGCCUCCAGCCUCAUGCAGAGGGCUAACUUCAAAGUACCGACUGCAAGUAGAACAAGUGCAAUAGCCGUGGUUAGAAGAAAAAAAUGCGAGAUGCUCGUCUAAUCGCUGUUACUCUUUUAAAGCAAUCCCUCCAAAUACUUCUUGUAUAAUUAUUUCCUCCUCUGUGAGCUACAUUUUGUUCUCUCUUGCUAUCUCUCUCUCUCUCUCUCUCUCUCUCUCUCUCUCUAUCUCCCUCUCUCUCUCUCUCGCUCUCACUCUCUCUUGCCAUCACUUGGCUUUGCUGAUGUCUGACUGAUUUUUCCAAAACAAUGCUAGAUACUUUAAAUGCUGGCCGGGCAGAUUGUGUGCCUCCGAACUAGAAUGAUGCGAGCUUUGUCUGCUUCAGUGCUCGAUGUUUGCGCACACGACUUAUAUCCCCAAA